This is a messenger RNA of Pseudophryne corroboree (corroboree frog), 2643 nucleotides long. RefSeq names its product polo like kinase 2 (gene PLK2). Gene Ontology annotation, molecular function: protein serine/threonine kinase activity; ATP binding; protein binding. Gene Ontology annotation, biological process: regulation of synaptic plasticity; G1/S transition of mitotic cell cycle; protein phosphorylation. The transcript has 14 exons. Gene Ontology annotation, cellular component: cytoplasm; nucleus; kinetochore. NCBI's taxonomy places the organism in Eukaryota, Metazoa, Chordata, Amphibia, Anura, Myobatrachidae. Bases 66 to 2048 code for a protein of 660 amino acids. The record is from RefSeq and is a predicted model, not a curated record.
CCGAUUCCCCCGCAGACGGCGCUUAUCCCUGGCAGCAGCAGGCGUGUGUAUGCGUACAGGGAGCGAUGGAACUACUGAGGACGAUCACCGCGCAGCCCAGCACCGGCAACCGGGUGUGCGAGCUGGGCCGGGUCUGUGACCCAGGCAGGACUCGCUGCAAGCUACCGGCCGAGGGGGAGCAGCAUGUGCACCACACCUGCCCCGAGGAGUCCCGGAUCAUCACCGACCCCAUCACCGGGCGACGCUACCGCAGGGGCAAAGUGCUGGGCAAGGGAGGAUUUGCGAAGUGCUAUGAAAUGACAGACUUGACAAACAACAAAAUCUAUGCUGCAAAAAUUAUCCCCCAUAGCAGGGUGUCCAAGCCUCACCAGAGAGAAAAGAUUGACAAAGAGAUUGAAUUGCACCGUACCCUGAAUCACAGACACGUUGUGCAGUUUUAUCACUACUUUGAAGACAAAGAGAAUAUCUAUAUAUUGCUGGAAUACUGCAGCCGACGGUCAAUGGCACAUAUCUUGAAGACAAGGAAAGUACUGACAGAUCCUGAAGUGAGAUACUACCUCAAACAGAUUGUCUCUGGCUUGAAAUACCUACAUGAGCAAGACAUUCUCCAUAGAGAUUUAAAAUUAGGAAAUUUUUUUAUUAAUGAAAGCAUGGAGCUGAAAGUGGGUGACUUUGGCCUUGCGGCACGCUUAGAACCUAUGGAACAGAGAAGAAGAACAAUUUGUGGCACACCAAAUUACCUCUCGCCUGAAGUGCUUAACAAGCAAGGGCACGGUUGUGAAUCGGACAUCUGGGCCUUGGGCUGUGUAAUGUAUACCAUGCUACUAGGAAGACCUCCAUUUGAAACCACAAACCUUAAAGAGACCUACAGAUGUAUCAGGGAGGCACGAUACUCCCUGCCCUCCUCACUAAUGGUGUCUGCCAAGCAUCUCAUAGCCAGCAUGUUGUCCAGAAACCCAGAGGACAGACCAAGCUUAGAAGACAUCAUCCAACACGACUUCUUCUCCCAGGGCUUCACACCAGACAGACUCCCAUCAUCCUGCUGUCACAGUGCACCUGACUUCCACCUGUCCAGCCCAGCUAAGAGCUUCUUCAAAAAAGCUGCUGCAGCUCUGUUUGGUGGAAAGAAGGAGAAGGCAAAAUACUUAGAUAAUCACAAUAAGUUUGCAAAGGAAGAGGAAGAAAUCUACAAGCUGAGACAAGAAUUAAAGAAAACAUCGAUCUCUCACCAGACUCAGAGUCCCAGAACAGAUGAGGAAAGCAAAACAGUCUCAAAGUCAAAUGUCCUUGACAGACCUGACAGGCAGCAGAUGGGAGACACUAUAAGAAUGAUUGUUCGAGGGACCCUGGGCAGCUGUAGCAGCAGCAGUGAAUGUCUAGAAGACAGCACGAUGGGAAGUGUUGCAGAUACUGUUGCGAGAGUCCUCAGAGGCUGCCUAGAAAACAUGCCAGAUUCAGACUCCAUUCCAAAAGAGCAGCUAAGCACCUCCUUUCACUGGGUCACAAAGUGGGUGGACUAUUCCAAUAAAUACGGUUUCGGUUACCAGCUGUCGGAUCACACGGUUGGCGUUCUGUUUAAUAAUGGAGCACACAUGAGCCUGCUGCCUGACAAAAAGACUGUACACUACUAUGCAGAGCUUGGUCAGUGUUCCAUCUUCCCAGCUACUGAGGCCCCUGAACAGUUCAUCAGCCAAGUUACAGUUUUGAAAUACUUUUCCCAUUAUAUGGAAGAAAAUCUCAUGGAUGGCGGUGACUUGCCUGGUGUGACGGAUGUGUGCCGGCCCCGCUUGUAUCUCCUCCAGUGGCUAAAGUCAGACAAGGCUCUCAUGAUGCUUUUCAAUGAUGGCACAUUUCAGGUAAAUUUCUACCAUGAUCACACGAAAAUUAUCAUUGCCAACCAAAGUGACGAAUAUCUGCUAACGUACAUUAACGAGGAUAGGAUGUCUACUACAUUCCGUCUAAGCACGCUCCUCUUGUCUGGUGGCUCUAAUGACCUGAGAAACAGGAUGGAAUAUGCAUUGAACAUGUUGCUGCAAAGGUGCAAUUAACGUGGCGGAGGGCUGAUGGAAACCUACAGGAUAAAGUCCUUCACUGUGACGAGACCUAUGAAGCUUUGGGACCUGGCAUGAUGGAAAGUGGAGGUGGUACGAAUAAACUUCCUACUUGGCGUGCUGGGCUGGAACCAGAUUGUAGAUCAAUUCAUCCUGCUUUGUUGGAUCCAUUUCGUGUUCUUUUGAAGGAUACUUUGUGGAAAGUAAUGUGGUGACUUGUGAACCUUAAAUUUUUUUGGGGGGUGAAAGAAUCCGUCAAAGUGGGGUGACUAUGUGUUUUUGCUCCAUAGAGUAAUUUGGUGGAUGAGGAUUUGGACUGAACAUUUCUAUGAUUCUGAAGCGAAUGUUGGCUCUAAAGGAAAAAGUCAAGUUAUGGAAUCGGCUGUGAUCAAUGCAGCUUACUGCUGCCAAACUGUGAACUAUGGCCAUAUAUAAUAUUGUUUAAUACCCACGUUUGUGGCUGGACAAGUGCAUUCCUAGUUCUAAAUAAUUUAUUACAGCCCAAAAGUGAAGUAUUUGACCUUUUUGGACUUUAAUUAUUUUAAGUAUACAUUGUAUACGAUGUUGGCAAUAAAUACAUGAAACUACAAAA